Branchiostoma belcheri (Belcher's lancelet) is the source of this 921-nucleotide messenger RNA. RefSeq lists its product as uncharacterized. The record is from RefSeq and is a predicted model, not a curated record. Gene Ontology annotation, biological process: ganglioside catabolic process; lipid transport. The transcript has 5 exons. Gene Ontology annotation, molecular function: enzyme activator activity; lipid carrier activity. Bases 71 to 826 code for a protein of 251 amino acids. Gene Ontology annotation, cellular component: cytoplasmic side of plasma membrane. Lineage: Eukaryota; Metazoa; Chordata; Leptocardii; Amphioxiformes; Branchiostomatidae.
UAUGAGGAGUAUAAAUGCCGCCAGUGUCACGGGCCCUACAUUGGUGUAGCCGAGACACUGUCAGGACAACAUGUUGAUACUUCUCCUCUCCACACUGGCCCUUGCUGGGGCACAGCAUCGAAGCUUCGACGCGAACUACAACUUCGGACAGCUACAGCAGCCGAUUGAUACGGCCUUGGUCUUCGACUGUGGAAGCAACCCGAACCGUGCGCUGCAGAACCCAAAGUUCACCUUCCGCAGCACGGAUCCUAACGCGGACCCAAAUCAACAGAGCCUAACGCUUCCAGGUUCUUUUAUUCUCGAGGACUUUGAGAUCGAAGUGACGAAGCCGAUUGUCCGGCCGUUCUACGGGAGAGUUGAGGCCUGGAGGACCAUCUGGCUCCUGGGCGGCGCCUCCAGCACCAUUCAACUCGGGUGCAUCGGCCUCUCUACCGACAAUGUCGUAGGAAUAGACGGGUUUGGAACUUGCGACUAUGGGGAUCUCUGCGGGAUCCUGGACCUGAACAUUCCCAUUAACGACACCACGGGUCAGCCCACCUGCUUCCCCGAGGCUAUCAACCAGGGCAUCCCGGAGGACCAGUGCACGUGUGAGGGCAUCAUCGCUCCCAAGGUGUACGCCACUCAGGGGUACAACAGGCUGAUUGACUUCACCGACUUGGAGCCGGGAAUGCUCACCUUCCUAGCUGAGGGUGACUACGAAUUCAAGUUGAUCGCCGAAGACGAUCAGGGAAAUGAGGAGGCGUGUAUCGCCAUCAGGGUUCCUAUUAAAGAGUACGUGGAUCCCAACGACACUGGAGGCGGCUGGUUCUUCGGCAAGAGGCGCUAAACCUACCACUGACGUCAGCACAGGAUUCAGACGUCUGAACAGGGUUCAUGACGUCAGUGCAGGAAUCAUAACGUCAGUACAGAAUUCAUGACGUC